GCAGACGACGCGGACCCCGCCCCCUGAGUGUCAGUGAGCACGGUCAUACCGUAGUAGAAGUAUAUGAGUAACGACGAUGGCGGACGCACCGACAGCCUCACAAUGUCAGCAGGCUCCUCGCGGGAGGCCCCAUGUCCGCGGGAUAGAUAUCAUGAGAGACCCAAACCUCAACAAGGGGUUGGCGUUCAGCCUACGGGAGCGCCAGGUACUUGGUCUGCACGGUCUGUUGCCCCCGGCGCUGCUGGACCAGGAUCACCAGGUGUUCCAGGUGAUGCAGAACUUCUACAGGUGGAACGACGACCUCGACAGGUACAUCUACGUGAUGGCGCUCCAGGACAGGAACGAGAAGCUCUUCUACAAGGUUGUCACCCAGUAUGUUGAGCUGAUGAUGCCCGUCAUCUACACGCCAACGGUCGGACUCGCCUGUCAGAAAUACGGCAUGAUCUUCAGGAAACCGAGGGGUUUGUUCAUCACCAUCCAUGACCGCGGGCACGUCAGCGACAUACUGUACAACUGGCCAGUGGAUGACGUGAAGGCCAUUGUUGUCACUGACGGAGAACGAAUUUUGGGCCUUGGUGACUUAGGGGCGUAUGGAAUGGGCAUACCCGUGGGUAAGCUGUCCCUGUACACCGCCCUCGCGGGUGUCAAACCUCACCAGUGUCUCCCCAUCACGAUCGACGUCGGAACUGAUAACCAGACCCUUCUAACGGAUCCGCUAUACAUCGGCCUGAAACAGAAGCGAGAACGAGGUCCGGCGUACGACGACUUGGUGGAUGAGUUCAUGGAAGCGGUGGUCGAAAGGUACGGCAAGAACUGCCUAAUUCAGUUCGAAGACUUCGGCAAUGCCAACGCCUUCCGACUCCUUGACAAGUACAGAGGGUCCUACUGUUCCUUUAACGACGACAUUCAAGGUACGGCAGCCGUGGCUGUCGCGGGCAUCCUAGCCAGUGUCAAGAUAACAGGAAAAGCACUGGUUGACCAGAAGUUCGUCUUCCAAGGAGCAGGGGAGGCAUCCAUAGGGAUUGCUUAUCUGUUGGUGAAGGCGCUUCAAAAGCAAGGUCUGUCGCAUGACGAGGCUGUGUCGAGGAUCUGUAUGGUCGAUUCCAGGGGUCUUAUUACAAAGAACCGCCCAAAGGGAGGUGUGACAGCUCACAAGGCUCACUUCGCUCAAGUGCGAGACCCUAUCGACACCCUGGAAGAGGUGGUCGCCAUUGUCAAGCCAACAUGUAUAAUAGGCGCAGCUGCAGUCCCUGGCGCCUUCAGUGAGCAGAUACUCAAAGCCAUGGCGGACUUCAACCAUCGUCCCAUCGUAUUCGCACUCAGUAACCCAACAAGCAAAGCUGAGUGCACAGCAGAACAGGCAUACACAUUUACUAAUGGCCGAGCAGUGUUUGCCAGUGGGAGUCCAUUCAAGGCCGUGACAGUUGGCGGCCAGACCUACCAGCCGGGGCAGGGCAACAACGCCUACAUCUUCCCCGGGGUGGGGCUAGCAGCCAUCGUGUGUGACAUAAGGAACAUCACCGAGGAAAUCUUCCUGCACGCCGCCGAGCGGUUGUCUGAACUGGUAACCAAGGAGCACCUGUCAGAGGGCCGCGUGUACCCCCCUCUCUCCGCCAUCAGGGAGGUAUCCACCAGCAUCGCCGUUGCCGUCAGUGAGUUUGCCUACAAGGCCGGUCUCGCCUUACUGCAGCCUGAGCCCAAGGACAAGAGGGCAGCCAUCACAGAGAGCCAGUACUGCACAGAGUAUGCCGACUUCGUGCCCCCGGUGUGGGACUGGCCGGCUGGCCAGUCCUAGUAUAGCUACAGAACAUUACUGUAUUGAUGCAAAAAUGGGUAUGAAGCAUUACUUUAUCGAGACGUCCUAAUGCUGGGGUGUAACGUUUAACUUGUAAGGGGCCAGAAACAUUAUCAUGAUGGCACCUACAUAAAGUCACGCAUUUCUAUGCUUAACCCAAAAGUAUAAAAUAUGCCAUGGGGAAACAUAAGGGUCUGACGUGUAUGUAAGUUUAGGUUCGACAUGCACAUACAUAGACAUGUCCCUUGUAUAAAGAAGGAGGCAAUUUCUCAAUAUUUCAAAACUGGAAUUUUGAUUGUUUCUAAUGUAAACUAUUACUUGUAAACUAAAUAUGAAUAGAUGUUGUCUUAGGAUUGUGUAUUGUGAAUUGUUCGGUCAUUCCAUGUCAAUGUUUAUCUAACGAUAUAUCUCUUGAAUGCGUUAUUGCUUGUUAUUUAAUGAACAUGUUUUACACGUU
Molecule: messenger RNA, 2252 nt
Organism: Haliotis rufescens (red abalone)
Lineage: Eukaryota; Metazoa; Mollusca; Gastropoda; Lepetellida; Haliotidae
Product: NADP-dependent malic enzyme-like
Exons: 12
Coding region: 77-1795 (572 amino acids)
Biological process (GO): malate metabolic process; pyruvate metabolic process
Cellular component (GO): mitochondrion
Molecular function (GO): malate dehydrogenase (decarboxylating) (NAD+) activity; malate dehydrogenase (decarboxylating) (NADP+) activity; NAD binding
Source: RefSeq, a predicted model, not a curated record